Molecule: messenger RNA, 5359 nt
Organism: Anarrhichthys ocellatus (wolf-eel)
Lineage: Eukaryota; Metazoa; Chordata; Actinopteri; Perciformes; Anarhichadidae
Gene: epm2a
Product: EPM2A glucan phosphatase, laforin
Exons: 2
Coding region: 1262-1822 (186 amino acids)
Biological process (GO): protein dephosphorylation
Cellular component (GO): cytoplasm; nucleus
Molecular function (GO): protein tyrosine phosphatase activity; carbohydrate phosphatase activity
Source: RefSeq, a predicted model, not a curated record
GUUUUCAAACAUAACCAAUCUCCUUUAGUAAGUUCUCAGUCCAAGUUUGAAUUCUGCGUUGUUGUGAUACUAGAUCAGUUAGAGCAACUUCUUCUGCUGCUGACAUGACUGUCGUGCUAAAAGGAUGGGGCAGUCAUGUCACACUGCCCUCUCUUGAUGGAAGUUGUCACUCUCUCACAGGGCAGACAAAGCUGCAAUCACCCUCUUAGGCCGGCUCACUCCUUUGUUUUUUGACCUUGCUCUCUCCCAUUCAGUUAUAAAUGCUGUCUGUCACUUGAAAAUCAUUGUCAUGUUAUCAUGUGUAAAGCUUCCAGGCUCAAUAGUUGAAUAAAAAUCCCUCUAUGCUUCAGUCAAAAUAGAGCUAAACUUUUAUCAGAGAAUUUAAAAAGGGAUCCUCAAAACAUAAUUUGUUGUUCAAACACUUUUUUGCAAUCUGUCUGGCAUUGAUUCUGCACGUUUUUGUAGGUUUUGAGAAUCCAGAUUUAUUUUCAGCACCCUAUUUUUAAAAGUUUCCAGAAAUGUACGACUGGGAAAGCAAACACUAGGGAGGGCAAUGUCUGUUGAGUCAGUCAGUCAGUCCACCACUUCGAUCCAUACUGCAAUAUCUCCGCAACUGUUACGUGGAUUGUGAAAUUUGGAGCAGAUAUCUAUGAUGCCCAGAGGAUGAAUGUCUGUCUUUGGUCCUUCAUCCACUGACAACAACAACAACAGUCUCCCACCAUGUCUGACUGUUUUAUGCACCGUUACACCACCCCUCUGAUGUGCCUGCCUCACAGACUAUAAACACACAUCUGUGACACAUGAGCAGUGGUGAUGUAAUUUACUCAAUAUCUGGGGGAUAUCUGCAAUCCCCUUAACUCACCGUCUAGCAGGUGCCUGGUCUCUCAUGCUGGUAUUUAGAGAGGAAGCUUGAAGGUUAUUUCACCCUUUUUGCAAUGAGCUUUACUUUUGAACUGAACAAGAGUCAAUUUAUAAAAUAAACUUAUACAACUGAACACCAGAGACAAAACAGACAUCCUUUCCAAAAAGUAUAUCCCUACAUCGUUGGGUUAGCAAAGAACCAUCUACUAGAAGAGCACUAAAUGGAGUCAAUAAAAACAUCACUCUACACUACUCUUGAAAAGCAUAUCCAUUCUGAUCCUGUGUUAUCUGAUAAUAUCCACCUGUACAUUACCUUGCCUUUCUUUUAUUGUGUAGUCAGUCAUUUCACAAGCUCCACUGGUUCAGCAUGUGUAACAACAUAAUAAUGACAUAAACAGAAAUGGUGAAUGCAUCUCUGUUUACUGCCCCCAGGGUGCUGCCACAUAUUUGGCUGGGCAGCUGCCCUCGACAGGUGGAACACGUGACUAUAAAGAUGAAGCAUGAAUUGGGGAUUACUGCAGUGAUGAACUUCCAGACAGAGUGUGAUGUGGUGAACAACUCCGAAGGCUGCAGGCGCAACCUUGGAGAAGCCAUGACCCCCGAGACCAUGAUGCAUUUGUACAAAGACUGUGGCCUGGUGUACGUGUGGAUACCCACACCUGACAUGAGCACUGAGGGUCGGAUCCGGAUGCUUCCCCAGGCUGUAUUUUUGCUUCACGGCCUCUUGGAGAAUGGUCACACUGUGUAUGUUCACUGUAACGCUGGAGUAGGCAGGUCGACGGCAGCUGUGUGUGGCCUGCUCAUGUACGUCCUUGGCUGGAGCCUGAGGAAGGUGCAGUACUUCGUCUCAGCCAGGAGGCCGGCAGUGUACAUAGAUGAGGAGGCUUUAGUCCAGGCUCAGGCAGAUUUCAUUCAGAAGUUUGGACAACUACGAUCAUCCAUCUCUUACCCAGAUACAUGACAGUUGAGUUUCCUUACACUGAAGUCUUCAACAUUGAAGCAUUGAAUUUACAGUUAUGGAAAGCUCCACUGGACUGGACUAGCGGAAACUAGAAUGAUUUCUGAAAAGAGAAUACUCUAUAGUCAGCACCAAAAGGUGAAAUAACCUCAAGCAAGAAAAUGAACUUAAAAAAUGAGCCACUUCAGCUGAGUGGCUUUCAAAAUCUGGUAGAUCCCAAAGUAUCUGAAGAGAGUUCUGCUGGCUGACAGCAUAAAUGUUCCAAACUAUUAAUCCUGCUGUGAUGUUCUAGCUUGUAACUUCAGGAAUUACCUUCUACCAUUUAACAUAAACAGUUGCAUAUUGUGCACUUGGAGUCAGCUUCAGGACACUCUAGUAGUGCUCAGUAAAGGUCUGCAGGGGUGUUUCUUUUAGUCUUUUUUGUACUGAUCAAUUCAGAGAAGGCAAUUUUAGUUUAUGUGUUGAACAGCAAUGAAUGAGAAUUAAAACAGCAAAAAAAAAGUAUCGCUGUACUACCUUUACCGUUUGAUCUCAUCCAACAGGCUGUGCUCCUCGGUAAAGGAUUUUUUUCCACAGUUGCUAAUGCAUGGUUAUGCAUCAAUUAUUUUUUCUUACUGCCGCAUGAACAUGGCACUCCUUGCCAAAGCAACAAAUCAAUUCCUAAAACCAAAAUAACGAUAAUGCCUAUCCCUCUCUGUCAGAGAGGUAUUCAGCUCCCACACAUUGAAGAAUACAGCUCCGCCCCAUCUCUCCCAGAGAGCUUGGUAGCAUUUCAUCUUUAUUUAUUAAUCCGACAGAUGCUAUUCCGACCCAUCUCCUAAAUAACGAAAACAACAUCACUGCCAGACCAUUUUAAUGCAUACACAAUUAGACUUUAUUGGAAUACUGUUUGUCAAUUUUGAACGUCUGCCUACACUCCUACUGACGAUAUAUUGCUUUUUUUUAAGUUCCUUUUUUUUGUUACCUGUCCCGGAUUUAAGAAAGUUAGUAGAUUUGAAAGGAUGAAAGACUUCUCCUCAAGCACAAGUCUUACAUUUCAGUGAGUCCCUCCAGACACCUUCUGAAGGUGUCAGUGGGGAUGGGUGGGUGGAUUGAACCAUGCAUGUGUACUAGCGGAAGCAAAUCAUUGUGGAUUUUUAAUAUGUUCAAAGACUAUUCACUAAAAUAUGAUUCCUAAGUGAGUAACAUGCUUUUCUUUUUUUCUUUUGAAGCAGCAGAGUGUUUACUGGUUUUAGGAAAAGUAUGUCUGUGUAUACAAUGGAUGUAUAAAGAGAACUGGAUACAGUGUUGGACGCGGCAAUCCGUGUAUUUCCCAUGAAAGCUGCUGGGGUUUAUCACUGAAUGGAUGCCCAUGUAAUUGGUAAACAUGUUGCAUUUAUUCCACUGGGUUGUUGUCAGUGAUUGAUGUUGGAAAGUAUUUGUAGUCCAUAUGAUUUCCGGGAUCUGCCAAUCACCUAUACCGGUUCCCCCGGAUCCUUGCUUUCACAUUAAAGUAAGCGUUAGAGAGAAUUUGCAACUGUCAAAGAGAUGGCUUUUUAUGGUGCAGAUGAAGCCACAAAUAUUUCGAAAGUACCGUUUAUUCCAGAAUGUGCCAGGAGGAUAUACUGUGUACUUGUUUUGAGCCUAUUGUUUUGGCAUGCAAUGUCCCUGCAAGCCAUCAGCUUGUAUGUAUUCCUAUUGCUUCUUCUAUUAGUGUAUUUUAACAGGUAAUGUUAAUUUUCUAUACAUGCUAUGCAGUUUCAAAUGCUCUUUGUCAGAGUGUUCCAAGUGGCAAAUUUAAAUCAGUACAAGUUCAUGACAGUGCCACAGCCUGUUAUCAGCCACGACAAAAACAAAAUAAUAGAGCUGUGAAUCUACAGAAAGUCUGAAAUGGCAAAUCGCACCAGCUGUGACAAUUGUAUCAUCAUUUCUACAGCAGCAGUGGGAAUACUGCCCAUCAGUGUAUCGAAGACAGCAAGUACGCCGGACAGCUGAUCCCUGGUGGCCUCUGGGUUAGCACUGUACUCUCCAUCUGCUUGUUGACUAGAAAAGUCUAUUGUACAUGAGAACUAUACUUAGGGUAACUUCCCUAACCAAGUUCAUAGCCUGCUCCAUGGCACCGCUGGUGUUGCAUGCACAUAAUUGAGAAACAUCACAUGUGCAGUGCAGACACGUUUUAUCCUUGUCAAAAAUACAUUGAUGCCAAUGAAAUUCUGCGUAAUUCAGCCACAUAAUCAAGUAGUUUAGUUACACUCAGACUACAAAAGCAAUGACCACAUACCUAAUAUAAAGAAUAAAGCAAGUUGAGUGGGUGCACCAUAGAAUUGCAACACUGGAUCCUUGUGACAUUUCCAUCAGGGCUGAAAAGAACCACACUGAAAAGGUCAAAGUUAUAAGAUGAAAACACGGACAACUCCCAGACCGGAACAACGUCGUGGUAGCGAUCUAUCAAUCAAGGAAUCCCCGCCCUAAAGUAUAACCUGCUUUAUUAUCUAUUUUGCUCUAAAUUGGUCCAUAAUUUGCGAAAUGAAAACCGUGCUGUAUUGGAGAAGACGUGAAAGAUUCAAGCCAUGGGUGAAGAUACUCAGAUGGGGGGGGCGGUAUAUUCUCAUGAGCCUGCAUGUGACAUAGGGAGGGGAGCCAAACCUGAAUGAGUCAUUUAAUCAAGUUUCCUAAUCUAAGCAGCCCCACAGUUUGUGGGUUGGUAGGCACUCCAGAUACCCAAAUGGUUGUGCACAAGCACCAAAAAAGUAAUUCUUUUUCAUGAUAUGUCCCCUUUAAAUUCAGUGUACGAGAUAUUACAGGAUUUAUUUGUUGCAGCAGACAGCACAUAUACACUGUGCAGAGAUAUUACAGAGUGCAGGUAGACGACACAAUUCAAACUUAGUACAGAAGUAUAUCACUCUACGUAAGAUACAUUUUCUAUUUGUACGGUUGUAUUUAUUCUCAACCAUUGCCUCAUUUCAUCCAACAGUUUGGUAACAAACCUGUUUCCAGUAACAAGCCAGACACUCAGUCCACGUCUUGCAAAGGGCUCAUUAAAUGUUCCUCUGCUUUAUUUUGCAUAUCUGCAAGAUGGAUGAGCUGAGCUAUUUAAAGUCAGUACGGCACAUUCAUAAGAAGUCUUUAUUUGUUUAUUUUCUGUAAUAGAUAUUAUCUAAACUUAGCCAGACAGUUUAUUUCAGGUUUGGAGAGUGAAUUGUGUUUUGUCCAAUAAGCCUGUGGUCUACUAAGAUGCAUGAUGAUGAUUUUGAACAUGAACUCUGCCCUUUGAAACGUUUGCCAUCCGUCUUCCAUGCAGUUCUAUUAGCUAGAACAGUCUGCACUAGGCAUGCAUUCAUCAGAGAGAGUUAAAGCCUUUUUCACCUGCAAAGACAGUCACACAAAUGAUUUAGGGUGUAUUCAUCAACAUCAGUCAAGGCACCAUUGGUCAAUUUACUUAAUAGUUUCCAUGUCCAUCCAUACCAUUUGCAUGGUGUGGCUUAAGAAUGGGCCUGAGCCAUCUGUGGCUGAAACAAUAGAUCGGCCAUGUCCAUAUGAAAUUAAAGUAGUUUGCCUUUU